CGUCUGAGAAAUGGCAGCAUAUUUUCUUGGGCAUUGCAAAAAUACGGAUAGAAGCAUAUUUUAUUGGGCAUUGCAAUAGAGAUAAACCACAAUUUGGAACUUUGCAACCAAUUUUUCUCUCUCUUCCCCGCUUCUCUGCUAUGGAAAACAAAGCCCAGCAAUCAUCAGGAAGUAGCCCUACCAAGAAACCGUGGGAAAGAGCUGGGCCCUCUUCUGGUCCUGCACCUUUUAAACCGACUUCUGCUGGUAGUACGAGUGAUGUAGUGGAGGCUUCUGGAACUGCACAACCCGGUGAAGUUUCAACAGGUGAUAGGAAUACAAAUUUUAACAGAAACACAGUUGGGAGACCUGUUCCUACUAGGCCAUGGGAACAACAGACUUAUGGAAGCACUUACGGAGGAAUGUAUGGUUCAUCUGGCUUGCAUGGUUCAUCUGGCAUGUACGGUACAUCUGGAGGAUUUGGAGGGUCGUAUGGCGGUGGAUUGUACGGCAACAACAUGUGCAGAGGAGGUUAUGGCGGACUUUAUGGAGGAGGCAUGAAUAGUGGGGGAAUGUAUAAUAGUGGCUUUGGAGGUCGUAUGGGAGGUUAUGGAAUGGGAAUGGGAAUGGGCAUGGGCAUGGGCAUGGGCGGUCCAAAUGGUGAGCAGGAUCCAAAUAAUCCGUAUGGUGCUCCAUCUUCUCCACCAGGUUUCUGGAUUUCAUUAAUGCGAGUGAUGCAUGGUGCAGUAAAUUUCUUUGGCCGGGUUGCAAUGUUGAUAGAUCAGAAUACACAGGCUUUCCAUAUGUUUAUGACCGCCCUUCUUCAGCUGUUUGACCGGUCCGGGUUAUUGUAUGGGGAGCUUGCUAGAUUUGUGCUGAGACUAUUAGGAAUCAAAACAAAACCCAAGAACGCUCAGUUCCCCGGCAUGGACGGGCUUCCUGGACCUCACCAUCCCCAUGCAAGUCAAAACUACAUUGAUGGACCCAAGGAUGCACCAAACAGUGAGUGGGACGGUGCAUGGGGAAACGAUACAAGUAAUUGAUCUGGUGAUCUUACGUUCUUUACAAUCUGCUGGUGGAGUAGAUGAAUAUUGGCAGCAUAAUCUUGUGGAAGUUGCGUUGUAAAACAAAAUGCUACCAUUGCCUGAACAGAAUGAUACCCAGCAACUCAAGUAGUCUACGACUCUACAAGGUCUGGUAACUCUUUGCUGAUUGGUGCUCUGCUGAUGGUUGUGCUAGCUUUGUAGGGAAUCUCCCCCAAGCAAAGGGAGCAACAAAAAUAUAAUAUGAUGUGACCUAGAAGUUUUUCUCUUCUCCAUCUCCUUGCUUGUUAAACAUAGUUUUUAAAAGUUGUGUCAAUUGGUUGGUAGGCAGUGUCUUUUGUAAUGGAAAUUAAUUGAACAUUGUAUAGUCUAUUGGCUGGCUUACACCCUACAUUCUCAGUUCCUCCAGCAGCUCUCAGGUCCCUAUCACCACCGAUGUGUCAAAGCUCUUGGAGUAAACAAGAUUUGCUAACGCGUUAAAUUUUUACUUUCGCGUAUUUGUUCA
Molecule: messenger RNA, 1527 nt
Organism: Olea europaea var. sylvestris
Lineage: Eukaryota; Viridiplantae; Streptophyta; Magnoliopsida; Lamiales; Oleaceae
Product: peroxisomal membrane protein 13-like
Exons: 5
Coding region: 141-1022 (293 amino acids)
Biological process (GO): protein import into peroxisome matrix, docking
Cellular component (GO): peroxisomal importomer complex; peroxisome; peroxisomal membrane
Source: RefSeq, a predicted model, not a curated record